AUGGAGUUGUCGGUUUCUCGCGAAUCGCAACAAGUGCCCGAUGACGGAGCACACAUUGAAGUUCCUGGUUAUACUCCUAUUCCAGGAAGCUACCUGCAAAAGAGGAUUCACAGAAGGGCUGGACAGAGCGAUUCAAGCCAACUCCGUCCUAUCUUAAACUCGUAUCGAUAUCGCCCCCUUGAAGCGGUAUCUUACGUUCGACUUCUCUUUCUGUACCCAGGUGAUGGAGACGAGCCACUAUUCUGCGAUAUCAAGCAUUUUGAUCUGAACUGCUACCCACCUUACGAGGCUUUAUCAUACGUCUGGGCUAACCCUGACCUUUGCUGCCGUCUGCAUGUCGCGCAGCAUGGGUACGUCAAGAUCACAGCCUCUUUGAAUACUGCCCUUCGAGACCUUCGUUUCGCCAACAUGAAUUCUGGUGCAAGAAUUCUCUGGGCCGAUGGCGUUUGCAUCAACCAAAGGGAUUUGGAAGAAAAAGAGCAACAAAUUCGGCUGAUGAACAAAAUUUAUCGCCAAGCGACAUUGGUCUUAACGUACGUUGGAAAUGCGACUAAAGAAAGCAAGAUGGGACUGGAUCUGGCUUGUAUACUCCUCCGGUCAGCAAGUUCUCAGUCGCACGAAGUUGAAAAUCCGACGUUGGGCGCAAAUGAAGCCGAGUGGCGCCAACUAGGAUUCCCGGAGCAUGAUCACCCGAGCUGGCAUGCUCUUGGCGUGUUGCUACAGCGACCCUGGUCAAGUCGAGCAUGGAUUGCGCUGGAAUUUUUGUCGAACAAAGAUGAUCUAAUGAUAUGUGGCGAUAUCCUGUUUCCAUGGACAUUACUCUACGGUGUUGUCUUUCAUACACUGAAUGGAAGACUACCUACUCUCGCCUUCGACCCAUCCAGACCGCCUGAUGGACCCUUUGAUGACCGGAUGUACUUCGCAGAGACUCUCCACCUUCUGGGUUUUAUGCGUAUGCGAGCCUGGUUCUCUAACGGAGGGCAAUUGGGUUGGUCACUGUUCAAACUCCUCCAGCGAUGCCAUGUCCUGGCAUGCAGUGAUCCAAGGGACAAGAUCUUUGCCUUUCUCGGCAUUGCUGAGGAUCGUGAGAAAUUUUCCAUAGAAGUGAAUUAUACGAAAUCUGUUACAGAAAUCUUCUGCUCCACCGCCAUUGCUCUACUUCAGACCUCUCAGUCACUGGAGCUUCUCAGCAGCAUUCAUGCGAAUAGGGGCCUUGACCUGCCUAGUUGGGUACCAGACUGGUCGACGACACCAGAAUUCGUCAAUGAGCUCCUAUAUGAUGCACCAUUCUACCAUGCCGGUGGAUCAACUAUCCCUAGGAUCGACAUAAAGACAGAGAGCAAGAGACUAGUUCUCAAGGCCCUGUUGAUCGAUCAGAUAUCUUCUGUCAGUGGCCUGGUAAGACAUACCAUAGAGAAUGACGGGACUAGUACGUGCCAUAUCUGGCUUCAGGAAUGGUUGCGCCAAGCUAUGAGUCACGGGACAUAUCCUAACGGCGAAGCUCCGAUAAACGCCUUGUGGAAGACACUUAUAGCUAAUUCGACGCAUACGGGACAUGAGGCUACCGAAAAUUACGUGGAGCAAUUUGAGGCGCUUAGGUUACGAGCCGCUACAGACUACGCAGUGUCAAAGGGGUAUAUCUCGGCGGGAUUCAGGGAUCUAGAUGCUAUUGCAACAGAUCCACUCCUCCCUACUGAUUUUGUUUCUCGGCUCGAAUCGUUAGACGUCGUCCGACAAUCGAAGCUUUGGCGCGAAUUUGUAAGAGGCAUAACGCGCGCUGCAUGUGCUCGCUGUCUUUGCAUUACCCAGAAUGGCUACUUGGGCCUAGUUCCCCCGAACUCCCGCAGCGGUGAUAGCGUCGCCGUUUUUCUGGGAGGUAAAGUACCUUUUGUACUUCGCGCGGUUGAUGGCAAGUUUGAACUGAUUGGGGAAUCAUAUUUGCAUGGGAUUAUGAAAGGUGAAGCACUGGAAAUGAAGGAUGUGGAGAUACAGGAGACGACACUCAUCUAA
Penicillium nucicola is the source of this 2010-nucleotide messenger RNA. Its product is annotated as HET domain-containing protein. The record is from RefSeq and is a predicted model, not a curated record. The transcript has a single exon. Bases 1 to 2010 code for a protein of 669 amino acids. Lineage: Eukaryota; Fungi; Ascomycota; Eurotiomycetes; Eurotiales; Aspergillaceae.